This is a messenger RNA of Nematostella vectensis (starlet sea anemone), 1147 nucleotides long. Its product is annotated as ubiquitin-conjugating enzyme E2 Z. Gene Ontology annotation, biological process: negative regulation of apoptotic process. Gene Ontology annotation, cellular component: nucleus. NCBI's taxonomy places the organism in Eukaryota, Metazoa, Cnidaria, Anthozoa, Actiniaria, Edwardsiidae. Gene Ontology annotation, molecular function: ubiquitin conjugating enzyme activity; cysteine-type endopeptidase inhibitor activity. The transcript has 7 exons. The record is from RefSeq and is a predicted model, not a curated record. The coding region runs from base 37 to 873 and encodes 278 amino acids.
CACGCAUGCGUACAACAUACUAGAAAUAAUUUCAAUAUGGCAGACGAUGAUUCCGAAUUUCUCUCAUCGACUUCAAAUGCUUUAUGGGAUCCACUGUAUUCCAAAGACUGGGACAAGGAAAAUGUUACCCCACAAUGUGUAUUAAGAAUCAAACGGGAUAUAAUGAGCAUAUAUAAUGAACCACCCCCAGGAAUGUGUAUUGUACCUGACAAAGAUGAUAUCACAAAAAUACAUGCUCUAAUAACUGGCCCAUUCGACACACCAUAUGAAGGAGGUUUCUUCUACUUUUUAAUCCGUUGUCCACCAGACUACCCCAUCAGACCACCCCGUGUCAAGCUUAUGACUACUGGUAGCGGUCAGGUCCGCUUUAAUCCCAACCUUUACAGAAAUGGCAAAGUUUGCCUUAGCAUCAUAGGUACAUGGUCUGGCCCAGCCUGGAGUCCAGCACAGUCUCUUUCAAGUGUUCUUAUAUCCAUUCAAUCGUUACUGAAUGAAAAACCGUACCACAAUGAACCAGGUUUUGAACAGGAGAGACAGGCUGGGGACUGUAAGAGAUACAAUGAAUGCAUCCAGCAUGAGACAUUGCGGGUAGCAGUAUGUGACAUGCUUGAAGGAAAGAUUAAAUGUCCCAAUGCACUUAAAGAUGUGAUGGAAAAAUCAUUUCCUGAGUUUUAUGACUAUUAUAUAUCAGUUAUCACAGAGAAAUCAUAUCUGAAUGGACAAAAUAUGCAGGAUCCAUUUGGAGAAAAGAGAGGAAUAUUUGACUUUCCUAGUAUUCGAGCCAGGCUAGUGGAAAUCAAGAAAAGGCUUGAUGACGGCAACCCUUCAACAGCCGCCGAGGAAGACUCGGAUGACGACCAUACCGAACCGUGACUCCACCCCUGGCUCUACCCCCUUUGCGAUGAUGACAACGCCCACUUAAAGACUUACUAGCUUCUCCACAACAUCUUUAGCAAUGUAUUCAAAAAACCCCUGCAUAUUAUCGGCGAAGUCUUCAAAACUGCUUUGUUUUGAAAUUAGUAUCUGCAUCCUCUGUUCUUUCCGUUAAUUGUUGUUGACCGUUAAGUGGGACAUAACGGUCUGUCAGUACCGUUAUAUGGUUUCAUCACUGCCAUGUAAAGAAAUAUUAAAUAUAGCAUCAAUUAGA